UGACACCGCUUCGGUCGAUGGGGACGCUGAAGAGUGAAGCAUUCUGGGAUAUUGACACAUAAUUGCAGCGAUGUUUUGGUGAAGAUUACUUCAAGACUAAACACACAAAUAAAAAAUGAAGCGAGUUUUCACCCUCACAGACAGAGCCUGGUUGGGGUCCUGUCUCCAGUACAAAUGGCAGAAGACACUGGGGAAUUACAUCGCUGUCGCAGGACCUGACAGCUCAGUGAAGAUAUUUGACAGACAUGGACAGAGGAAGAAUGAACUGAAUCUACCUGGGCGUUGUGUAGGGAUGGACUGGGAUAAAGACGGAGACAUCUUGGCAGUGAUCUCUGACAAGUCCAGCUCCGUUUACCUCUGGGACGCGAACGUCAACAAGACUUCCCAGAUCGACAGCGGCAUGAGAGACCAGAUGUCAUUCGUCCUGUGGUCGAAGGCUGGUCCCCUAUUGGCUGUCGGGACCAACAAAGGAAACCUGCUGAUCUACAAUCAACAGACGUCACGAAAGAUCCCCGUCCUGGGAAAGCACACUAAGCGUAUCACAUGUGGCUGCUGGAGUUCUCAGAACCUUUUGGCGCUAGGCAGCGAGGACUGCAGCGUAACCAUUAGCAACCAGGAGGGAGACACCAUCCGACAGACGUCGGUGCGUUCUGACCCAGCUGAUGUCCAGUUUUCUGUGAUGAAGACAGACGAGAGGUCUUCCCCAGGAGAGAGCACAAGUUGCUGUGCUGAGAGACGAGUGCUGUGUGCAGAGAAGGAAGAGGAGAGUUGGAGGGAUGAGAGCAGGAUGGACAGAAUAUGGGUGAGUGUUGCCGUGGGGAAGAAGACCUUGUUCCUGUUUAACCUCAACGACCCCGACAACCCCAUAGAGCUGGCCUUCCAGCAGCGCUACGGAAACAUCAUCUCCUACCACUGGUAUGGUGAUGGCUACAUCCUGAUUGGAUUCUCUCAGGGGUAUUUUGUAGUGAUUUCUACUCACAUCAGAGAGAUCGGACAGGAACUGUUCCAGGCUCACAACCAUAAAGACAGUCUGACUAGUGUGGCCAUUUCCUCUGCUCUCCAACAAGGCUCUUCCUGUGGCGACAACAG
Messenger RNA from Salmo salar (Atlantic salmon), 1089 nucleotides. Lineage: Eukaryota; Metazoa; Chordata; Actinopteri; Salmoniformes; Salmonidae. The record is from RefSeq and is a predicted model, not a curated record.